Trichogramma pretiosum is the source of this 8693-nucleotide messenger RNA. Its product is annotated as myb-like protein AA. The transcript is spliced from 9 exons. Gene Ontology annotation, molecular function: metal ion binding. The record is from RefSeq and is a predicted model, not a curated record. The coding region runs from base 2614 to 4821 and encodes 735 amino acids. NCBI's taxonomy places the organism in Eukaryota, Metazoa, Arthropoda, Insecta, Hymenoptera, Trichogrammatidae.
UCGCAUGCAUGUGGAAUUCCGCAAAAGCUCGGCGGCAGGCCUGUGACAUACACACACACAUACGCUAAUCUAACAAUACACACAUGCACACGAGAUUAUGCGACGACGAGCAUGAAUCGGAGUCAUAGCAGAGUUUCGCCGCACCACUACCACUGCAUCGUAAUAAUCGCGCCGACGAGAACUGCGCUCUGCCCCCGCCGCUCCGACUCCGGCAAUUUUAGCGCAGCUGAGACGAUGAGUCCGCAAGUCCGAGAGAUGGCGCGCGACUCGCUAUAAUUCGUCGACGCUCGCAGCUCGUGCGUGUGUUCGUGUCAGUGUGUCUGUGUGUGUGUGUGUGCGAUACAUGCGCAACACGCACACAACUAUAGCACAGCAGUGAACAGCGCGCCAGUCGCCAGCAGCAGCACCGACACAAGGACCCUCCUCGUGUGUGCGUGUGUGUAUAUUAUACCGUCGUCCUCGUUACAUCGACUGCGCCGCCGCCACCGCCUCACCAAGCCGCCGACAUUGCCGCCGCCGCCGCCGCCGUCGUUGUCUGGCUAUAGCAGUGACGCGAGAACUUCCCUACUCUCCUCGCGCAUGAACAGCAGCAGCAGCAGCAACAGAACUGCCCGCCGCACACGCUUAGUCAGUCCGCUUUUGCAGCCCGUGAACUGCGUGUCUUAGACAGCGCGCAGAAGAAGCUAGUCUUUCUUCGCUACUCACAACAUACACACAUAUAUAUAACAACAACAAUAAAAGAAAAAAAGCAAAGCAGUCUUUAUCAAAAACAAAUAUAUAUAUACGUAACAUCCAACCCAUUAUAUAUAUACUCCCAGCGCUUUCAGACGAUCAGCAACUUACGAUUAUAUAUCGCAAUAUAGUCCGUAUUGCCGGUCUUUUUCUCUAUCUCUGUCUUUCUCGCUAACUUAUCUCCUUGUAUCUAUCUAUCUGUCUAUCUAUCUGCAGUCUGUGCGUUUUUUCCCCCAAGUUGUGUGCGAAGUAUAUAUCUCCAUCGAAUAGCCAUCGAGUGGGUUUAUGUUUUUUUGUUUGGUGACAUAUGAAAAUUAUCGAGCCGCUUGGUUGAAAAAAGAUAAAAUACAAAGCGCCCAGUGUUCUCGUGCAAUACGAAUCCACUCCGAUUUGAGAAAAGAGUAAAAGAAAAAAUUCCACGCGAGUGUUUUUGUUGAUGCGAAAUAUAUAAAUAAUCAUAAUUUAUAUAUUUAUCAGUGGUGGCAACAACUGUGAGUUCUAUAACCGUGUUUGAUCAAAAGUUUUACGAUUUGUUUGUCGUAAGAGUCUCUGCAGCGUCAAAAAAGUUAAAUAACAAAAAAAGGAGUCUCCGAAUUCGCAACAAUCGACUCGCAUAACCUUCUUUUGACGAUAACGCACUUGCAGAGCUAUAUUAUAUCGAGUGGUGUUUUCUGUGUGUGUGUUUUGUAACUUCGUCGCUCCAACGCAAUCGUCGUCGUCGCUCCGUCUCUCGCUUCGUAAGAAGAAGAAGAAGAACGACGAGCGCGAGAAAUAAAAAAGUGUGUAUUUCACUUCAGUGCGUGUGCUCGUAUUAUAAUAUAACGAGAAGAGAAGAAAAAACUUACGACGGUUCGUCGUACAGUCGAGAGAGAAAAGCAAGAAACUCGCUGCUCACCGUGUUGAGCGCGACAGGAGCAUCAUUGUCUGCGACAAAACUGCAACGCAUCCUGCGAUAUACUACUUCGAGCUGCGGCCCACGAGUAUUCGCUACAAAGAAUUCACCGAGAACAAGCUACUGAUCGCUCCGCAUCAAUCUGAAGACACACACAAGGAAUAGAGAGCAUUCGCGUAGAAUCUCUAUGCAUAAAUGACGUAAAGAAGCAAAACACUUGCCAGCGCAUCUUUUUUCUCUUUAUCUCUCCUCCUUCUCUGCUCUUCCAGUGAGCAAAGCACACCCCUUGCUUUGAGCGGCGCUCCCCCAACCCAGUCAAAUACCCUCGAUAUCCUCAGCCCAGCUUCUCGAUCUUCGGUUUAUUUACCACCUUUUCGUCGCUUCUGUAUACUCUCCGACGAAAAAGCCACGAUAGAGACCGGUGUAUAUAUAUUUUUAUAUACCUGUAUAUCUCUUGCUCUCCUUUAUACCUCCAGCUUCCACACUUUAUCCGAGUACUUCCAGAGAAGUCGACGACUGUGUGUUUAAUUCUCGCUUUGUCUGUGUCAGUCAAUCUGUCUCGCACGACAUAUACGCGCGCUCGCCUACACACGCCAUUCUCGACGCGCAUCAAUGAGAAGCAGCUCGAGCACCGGCCAACCCCAGAUACCAGACUUAGCAGAGCUUCAACCUGAAGAAGCCGUAGCAUCGGCCACUACCAGAGGCGUACUUAGCUUGAGCGCUUAGACAUAAUCCUCGCCUCUUUCUCAUUCUAUCUCUCGCUCUCUCUCUGCGUACUAUAUCACUCGCUGCUACUUCUCUCCUCUCUCUUCAUAUCUCUCUCUCUCUAUCCCGUUCCAACACGACCCCGAGGAAGAGCCGAUCCAGACGUACGCCUAAUACUCAAGAAAGAAGUUCGAGAAUCUAGAAGGAAAACGAGGACAUCUGUAGAAGCAGUCAAUUGAAAGACGCAAGCUUCUCAACCCCUACGAAGUUUCGCCCCCAAGAGAAUGGCAAUGGUCAACAUGAAUAAUCUAAUCAACGGAAAGGACUCGCGAUGGCUGCAACUGGAGGUCUGCCGAGAGUUCCAGAGACAAAAAUGCACCCGACCAGACACCGAGUGCAAAUUCGCGCAUCCGCCCGCCAACGUCGAGGUUCAGAACGGCCGCGUGACCGCCUGCUACGACAGUAUCAAGGGACGUUGCAACCGAGAGAAGCCCCCGUGCAAGUAUUUUCAUCCACCUCAACAUCUGAAAGAUCAGCUUCUGAUUAAUGGACGAAAUCACCUGGCACUCAAGAACGCUAUAAUCCAACAAAUGGGCCUGGGUCCUGGCCAACCAUUAGUACCUGGUCAAGUGCCCACAGUGGAGGCCCAACCUCCUGGGCCAUCACAUCAGCACCUUCAGCAGCAACUCCAGCAGCAACUGCUCGCUACCCACGCUCUUAUGGCGACGAACCCGUACCUAACCGGCAUGCCGCAAGUUGGCAACACAUACAGUCCAUACUUCGCACCGAGCCCGAUCAUGCCCACAAUCAUGGGACCAGGAGAUCCAACCGGCGUCGGCAGUCCCCUUGGCGUCGUCCAGCAGACGGUCGCGAUGCCGCAGAAGAUGCCGCGCACAGACCGGCUCGAGGGGUCAACAAUUCCAAUGCCCGGUGGCAACAACGUGCCUGGUGGACUCCAGAACGCUAAUAUGGCGGGCAUCGAACUUGGCAAGAAACGGAUGCGUGACUCCAAUGACGAACUGCUAAUGGUACCACGGCAUUUGCAUAUGGACAUGAAGUCUGUAGGAUCGCUGUACUACGACAACUUUACAUUUCCAGGUAUGGUCCCGUACAAGCGUCCCGCGGGCGACAAGUCCGGCGUGCCGGUGUACCAGCCAGCCGGCGCGACGACCUACCAGCAGCUGAUGCAGCUACAGCAGCCCUUCGUGCCUGUGUCAUGUGAGUACACUGGAACACCACCUCUCCCCGCCGCGAACUCGCAAGCCGCGUCGGGCGUCGGUGGCGCAAACUCGUUACAAAACCAAUCUAACGCCACGAGUGCUGCCGAUAGCGCCACGAGCAACGGCAUACUCGUCGAUCCUAAUAAUCCUCCGCCACCUCCGCCGUCAAACGCUAAUAGCGAGAAAGCUCAGUCCGCCGGCUCGGUGGCCAAUCACGAGUCCGAGGCGAGCUCGGCAGUAACUCAGAACUCUCACGAUUUGAAUCACGCGGCUCAGUCGGCAGUCCAGCAGGCACAAGCUGCCUCGCAACAAGCCCAGCAGCAACAGGCACAGCAGCAGCAGCAACAACAACAACAGCAACAACAGCAACAACAGCAACAGCAGCAACAGGCACAGCAACAGGCACAGCAACAGCAUCAACAACAACAACAGCAGCAACAGCAGCACAUUAACCAACAGAUUCAUCAGGCCGCUUUUAACGCCGCUGCGGCGCACAAUGCCGCCGCAGCGGUCGCGGCCGCCACUUCCCACGCUGCUGGGCUGAAUUCCAUGCCGUCUAUCAUGAACUCCAUCGCUAUGUCGUCCAUGUCGAGCAUGCACUCCGUUGCGCCGACGAGCUACACCAUGUCCAACAUGUCCGGCCUCAAUGUCCUCAGCGGCCUCAGCAUGCCGUCCAGCAUGUCGCUCGAUCCCGCGGCCCUGGCCAAGGAGGUCGCCCAAAAGAAUUACGCCAAAGCGAUAAAGCAGCACCAGGCCGCGGCCGCCGCUGCCUCCGCCGCCUCCUUCGGCCUGCCUCAUCUCAACGCUCUGAAUUACACGGGCGUCGCUCUCAACAAGCAGACCCUGGCCGGCCUCGGCCAGCCCUCGCAGACGCCCGGUCUGCCCGCCGCGGCCACGGCUCCGCGCACCGUCAUUCCCGGUCUCGGUGGUCUUCACGCUAGCGCCGGUCUUGCGAAUCCUCUGUCCGCCCCGGGUCUGCUCGCGUAUCGUCCGCCGGCCGCCGCGGCUCCCUCCCUCGGGGUCAAUCCCUACUCGCUGAUGCGCCAUCAGUCGGUCCUGCCUACGGCCGGGCAUUACGUGCCGCCGGGCGCCUCCGUGCAGGCCUCGCCCUACGUCCAAGCCUCGCCUUACGCCGUGUUAUCCGGCAUGCCGGGCAUGCAACAGAUUCCUACCGCCGGUCCGGCCACGAUAGCCGCCCAGCCGCAGGUGACGAUCCCUACCGCGAGCUCGGGUGUGAUAAUGCAACCAUACAAAAAAAUGAAGACUACCUAAGCCGCUCGACUCCCUGCAAUUCUCGGGCUCCGAAGAAUCCAAUUCUUUCUUCGACUAAGUGUCGCCUAAUAAUGACACGAUGUUUUUUACAGUUCCAAAUACUACUUGCUUCGUUCUCUAGUCAGAUGCGUCACUUUAAACAGUGCCUUAUUAUUCGAGAAAGAAGUGGACGAUUAUGAUAUGAUGUACGAACAGAUCUAUUAUUUUUUAAAACUUUCAGUAGGUGUAAAGUAAGCUGUGUAAUUCGUUGACGUUGUUAAUUCAUUUCCACGACUAUCACCCAUCACACGACAUCUCAGGCUUCGAGGCCGUUCCUCAUUUUUCGAACGACUUUUACCAAAGUGUACUGCGUGAUUUUUAUCGAAUGCUGCUGAUUAACUUUUAUCGAUCCCAUGGACCCAUCAUCUGGAAAGGAUGAAUAAAAAAUUUUUAUGGUUUUAUAUCUUUUAACCAUACCCAGGUAAAAUUGAAAUAAUGUGGGCAGGAAUGCGGUUGUUAUAUUUUAAAAUAGGUUUUAUUUUAAUCAUACUGUUUUUUAUGUGUGGAUUUUUUUAGAGAGUCUUCAAAUUCUUUACAAAUUGAUUCUUCUCAAGAUUUUUUUCUUCAAUUUCUUCUGUUUUUCUCCUUGUUGUAGACGAUAAACGUAUAUUGUUUGUUUGAAAUUGUUCUUAUCUAUCAACUAUGAAUUUCGUUUUAUAUACUAUGUGUUACCUAAUUUAUCUCGUUAUGAAGAUUUCAAUUUAUAUCUAUCCAUACAAUAGUCUUAUAUUGUUAAAUUUGAUCUUGAGGCUCCAUCUUUUUAGUGUUCCUAAUUCAGGGCUUAGACAAUGGAAUACUUUUGUUUGUUGUUCACUUUCUUGUAAUAAGUUGUUCAACUGUCCUCUUUCAUAACUUGUUCUGAAUCGUAGGUUUUUAUUCAAAUCUCGAUUCGAGUUAUCCUAUUAGGCUUGUGUUCAUGAUUUUUAAUGAAUUUAUCAUUUAAUUGAUUCUUAAUGAAAUUCUCGCAGCUUUGUGCUCCUAUCAUGUCGUUGAAAAUGAAAAAUUUCUAUUUGAAAGCAAGUUAUAAAUAUUUUUCGUUUUACCUGUUACUGUUGAUUCAACUGCUCGAAUGAUCCAGUCGUGAGAGUUUGGUUAUGCUGAGUGCACCGAGUAGAGAAUUUUUUUUCUAAUCAGUAAAAAUGGUUGCUCUACCUUAUAAAACCUGGCCAUUUAGAAAGGUCGUAUAUAUAUAUACCGACUAAUAUUUCAUGAAUACUGGUUAAUGAAUUGAUAGUAAAAAAAAAAUUGUUGUAGUAGUUUUUAUCACAAGUUAAUUUUUUUUAUUUACCACCUUAUUAUAUGCAUUUGGCAUAUGUUUUUUUAUCUAGAACCGCAUUGACCAGUGUUCAUUGAAAAUAGUGAGUACGAAAAUUCAAUGUUGUCAUAGAUCGUUAUAACGUAAAUACAAUUAUUUAUUAUACUACUAUUUUGAUAGCUGUGUAUAAACAAACAACCAUUGUACUUGUAAUUGAAUUUGUUUGAAGAGUAAAGUUAUUUCUUAUAGCACUUGAACGUGUGAUAAAAAUACUUGCCAGAUAAAGAAACUAGAAGUAAUGCGAGUAUUGUAAGCGAGUCCUCGCACAAAUAUUUUACCAAUGAUAGCACAAAAAAAUGGCGUCUCCUAUAAUAUGCGUUUUAGAGUUAUAAUUCAAAGAUUUUUUUCAAUGAAAAGCUAAAUCGUAUGACGGCGGAUGGUCAAAGAAGUGAAAACCAAAAACAAUAGCACGAAUCAUGCUUAUUAAUUAAUAUAGCUUUAAUUGAAAUAAAUUUGUUGAAAUCAGCAAUUUUUCCAGAUUACAAUUUGAUUUUUUCACUUAAGCAUAAUUCGCGCCGUUGUCCUUGGUUUUAAAUGGGACUUGAAAAAAAGUCGCGUUAAAUCUAAAAGCGACUCUCUCAAAAUCAAAAAAAUUGAAAGCAGAAACGCACAACGUGUUACUACGUUUAAGAUAACUAUCAGAAACCGCAAGCCUCCGAAAACAGUUGGCCUAAACGCGACGGAACUAAAAAAUUUAUUUUGAAAAAUGUUCGACGCCCAUACAACGAGUAGUUCUUAACUGAUAAAUAAGCGGCUCUGUCUUCCAAUGAACGAACACGAAAGUUUAAUUAAAGUUUCAUAUUACUGAGAGAGUAUAUAAUUUUUACAUGUGGCUUUCUUUUAUUUUGCGAGAAAGAGUCGUUUUUAAAAUACCGUACGAAGAAAUGAACUCAAGGCCCACUAAAUUGUGAUAGUGUAACGUAUUUAAUGUUAACGAAAACGCCUUAAGCGUCAAACUGUUGAUAAUUUAACAAUAAACUGUGCAUUCAAACUGAGCGAAAUCGAUUUUCUUUAAAUCCAAUCAAUAUUUCUAGAACUUCGAUGUUGCAUAUAGCACAGUAAACUAAUAAUAAUAGUAUCGAUUAAAUUCAGAUUUUUUUCAAUUCACGCGUUCAGAUAUUUUAAGAAAAAAUGGAAGAUAAUAAUAUAGAUUACGCAAAUUCAAUAACAGUUUUAUAAAGGAACGAUUGUAGUGGUACGAUUGUGUUUAACAAUCAUUCCUAUUUUCCUGUGGAGCAGGAUUCAAACGAAAAAUCUGAUGUGUUCCUGCAAAACCCGUUCGAAAAAUAAGUUUCAAAGAGGGGUUUGUUAGGUUGCAAAAAUGUCCAGAACCUUUAUUUUGUCAAAUUUGAAAUUAAGUUUAAUAUUCGUGUCUGUUCCUAAGUAUAGUUACUAUCGCACAUUAGUUUAAUUUACAUUUUUUUAAUGUGUAACAGAUAACGAAGAUUUUAUUGUAAUUUUAUUCAGUGUUUAAGAUUUCUAUUAUGUUAUUAUAAUUAAAUUUCGAUGCAAUAUUUGUUAUGGUUAAAUUAGUGUUUAACGUUUUUAAUGAUGCAUAAACGUUGUUUUACUUUAACAACUUACUUUUCGAUAUUUUAUGGUAAUCAAUUAAAUGAUUCGAAUGAAUUGAGUCAUACAAGGUUUUGGGCAUAAGUAAGUCACAUUAAUCGCAUAAACGUUGCGAAAGUGCCUUCUCUUGCACUUAACUCUUCAAAUUCACGUACACUUUUUUUGAACUAGUUUAAUAGGUCGACAAACAAAAAGUAUGAUAUUUAAAUUUAAACCAGACGGUAAAGAUGCAAAAAACUUAUAUCACAGAUAUAUAAGUAUUAUAUAUAUAUUAUAACUUUACAUUAUAUACUUACGUUUGUAUGUUAUGGAUAUGCAAUACUGAUAAAGCUGCAUCGGUCUCUUGCAACAAUGAACUCUUGACGUAUAUCUAAAUCUAUGAUUUAGUAUAAAAAAAUAUAUCUUUAAUGUACCUAUAAUGGAGUGUAUGAUAUAAGAUGCAAAAAUAUAAGAGCAUAAUAAUUUGUGGUAUAUAAUUACGUAAUUUAGAUGCAUAAUCAAGUAGAAUUUAUCAUUCUGUACUGUAUCGUUUUUUUUCUUGAAAUCUUCAUGUAAAUUGUUAAUAUUAUACAUGAAAAUCUGAUAUAAUCACACGUACAUAACCCUGGCAUAUGUAUAACGUCAACGUUUAUAUAUCUAUUCUCGAAUAUGCUACAUUUAUAUUAUUAUAUCUGCGGCCCCGAGGAUGCAGAUGCAAAAUUGGGCGUAUUCGAUCUUUAAAAGUAAUUUACAUCCUAUAUAUGCAAUGUGCAGGAGAGGUUACUGCUCUUGAGUAAUGAACUGUCUAACUGUGAGUUUUUUCUAGAACGAGCGCUACUUGCUUCCUACUUUGGUACGGUUUAAUUGCGUGUGCUUUUUUUCCAAGAUCGAAUGCGUUUUUGCGCAUGCACACUCAUGGGGUUUGUAAGGAGUCACCCAGUAUUUGUAAUAAUAAUGCUUGAAAAAUGCA